Messenger RNA from Echinostoma caproni, 1269 nucleotides. NCBI's taxonomy places the organism in Eukaryota, Metazoa, Platyhelminthes, Trematoda, Plagiorchiida, Echinostomatidae. The record is from the annotation of a GenBank genome assembly.
AUGUUGGUGAGGGUGUCCCAUCUUCCGACUCGUUUUCAUCGUAAACGUGCAGAAGCAUUUGCCAGACGUGCACAACAUGCUGAGCAUCAGGCUGCAAAAGCAGCUUUGCUGGAAACCGCAUCCCCGGGAUUUCUCGAGAAAAAUGAAAAUGAACGUGUGGAUCAAGACUCUAUUGCGUCGGCCGUAGAUAUUGGCUCUGCAACGAAGAGGUUCGACUUGAAGUUUCCCGGUGGUCCCUAUACCAUAGAUUAUUCGCGUAACGGACGGUUUCUUGCCUAUUGUGGAAAAUCCGGCAACAUUGGUGCCUUUGAUUGGUUGGUAAAAAAACCAUUGUUUGAAGUCAAUGUGAGUCAUGAGUGCAAAGAUAUAAAGUUUCUGCACCAAGAAACGCUGAUUGCUGUCGCUGAGCCUCAAGCUACAUCUAUUUAUGAUAAUCAAGGAUUGGAAGUGCAUUGUAUGAAACAAUUGCAUCGUGUAUUGCGGCUGGAAUUUCUCCCGUAUCAUUUUCUGUUGGUGGCUUCGGCCGAGAACGGUUUUCUCUACUAUCUGGACUGUACCACAGGCACUGUGGUGGCUGCUAUUCCCACCUACGGGGGACGGUUGGGAGUGCUUUGUCAGAAUCCUACCAAUGCUGUCGUAAUUAGUGGGCACAACACUGGAGCGGUGUCCAUGUGGAUUCCUACAGAAAAAUCUCCGGUGGUGAAAUUAUUUGCCCAUCACAACGGACUUACCGCAAUUUCUUGUGAUCGUACCGGGAAGUAUUUGGCAACGUGUGCACUAGAUCGCAAGCUCAAAGUAUGGGACUUGCGUUCUUCUUACGAUCCACUGUCCGAAAUACAACUCCCUAUAUCAGCCACGACCAUCUCAUAUAGCCAACGGGGUUUGCUUGCUGUUGGUGCGGGAAACACGGUUCAAAUACUGCGAGAUCCACACUUGGGCUUGACGGAUAGUGCAUCGUGGGAGGAUUUGGGUUCACCACCCAAGCGCACUAUGAUUGCUCCCGGCGUCAAUCGGCUGGUCUUGCAAGGGGCCUAUUUGUCACACUAUGCGGUACGCCCCGUGCACCGUGUCCAAUUCUGCCCGUAUGAGGAUGUUCUGGGCAUUGGAACCAGUGGUGGAAUAUCUUCAAUUUUGUGCCCGGGCAGUGCUGAGGCCAACUACGACGCUUUGGAGGAGAAUCCGUUUGCAAACAGACGUUAUAGACAAGAGCGUGAGGUGAAACGUUUACUGGACAAGGUAUGCAUUCCCUCCAAGAUUUACCCGGGUUGA